Antechinus flavipes (yellow-footed antechinus) is the source of this 8125-nucleotide messenger RNA. RefSeq names its product potassium voltage-gated channel subfamily B member 2 (gene KCNB2). Gene Ontology annotation, molecular function: delayed rectifier potassium channel activity; protein binding. The transcript is spliced from 3 exons. Gene Ontology annotation, biological process: protein homooligomerization; potassium ion transmembrane transport. Gene Ontology annotation, cellular component: membrane; voltage-gated potassium channel complex. The record is from RefSeq and is a predicted model, not a curated record. The coding region runs from base 823 to 3564 and encodes 913 amino acids. Lineage: Eukaryota; Metazoa; Chordata; Mammalia; Dasyuromorphia; Dasyuridae.
GUGUGUGUGUGUGUUUGCGACUGUGUGUGUGCGCGUGUUAGCCAGUGUCUGUGACUGAAGCUCGCUGCUUUCCAAGCUCUCCCUGUCUCUCCUACAGCUGCUUUUGGAUCCAUCCCGAACCUCAACACACACAUACACACAUACACACACGCACACACCCCAACAGCCACCAACUAACCACCCCCACCAGCUGCAGCAGCAACAGCCUCCGCCGCCGCCGCCUUGUCACAUGCAGCCAGCCGAAGGGAGAUUUAACAGCAAGGGUUGGCUGUGCCUCCGCUUUCCCUCCUUCUGCAAGGCGAUCCUAGCCAAGCAACGGCGCUGAUAUGUUUUUAUUUAAUUUGUCUUCUUUCUUUUCUGGGAGGCUAAGGGGGUGGGGGGACAGUAGGGAGUGCGGACACUAGAUGAAGGGAGCGAUGAAGAUUAUUGUUCUUUUUAAGGAUGUCUUCCUCCUCCUGCCUCCCCCUGCCGCCUCUCCAUUGAGCCUUCCUACAAGAGAAGAUGAACCAGAGUCAGAGAUGUAGAGAGCAAAAAACAACACGAGCUCCAUCCAGCUAGGAGGACCCUCCUCUCCUUGGAGGGGAGGGGGAUUUCCAGCGACACAUCAUUGGUGAAGGGAAUCGCAGAGUGAGCAGCCCCCUGAGAGAGGGGGGAAUCCCACAGCCCUUUGUGGUGCACAAGCCAGUGCUGACUGCCGAACGUGGUCUGUUUGAGCAAGUUAUGCCAAUAGAAAUACACUUUGAGAUGGAUUAUUACUUCAAUUGAAUAUUCUGCAACUCAUUCUUUGAAGGAUAUUGGUUCUUCAGCCUCAUCCAGUUCAAAAUGGCAGAGAAGGCUCCCCCUGGCUUGAAUCGAAAGACUUCAAGAUCUACUCUUUCCCUUCCACCAGAACCUGUGGAGAUCAUCAGAAGCAAAAAUUGUUCCCGGAGAGUUAAAAUAAAUGUAGGGGGCCUAAAUCAUGAAGUGCUAUGGAGGACUUUGGAUAGACUUCCAAGAACGCGAUUAGGGAAGCUCCGAGACUGCAAUACUCAUGAAACUCUGCUGGAAGUGUGUGAUGACUACAAUUUGAAUGAGAAUGAAUAUUUCUUUGAUCGACAUCCUGGAGCUUUUACAUCCAUUUUAAAUUUCUACAGGACAGGGAAACUUCACAUGAUGGAAGAAAUGUGUGCCCUCUCUUUUGGUCAAGAGCUUGAUUAUUGGGGAAUUGAUGAAAUAUACUUAGAAUCUUGUUGCCAAGCAAGAUACCAUCAAAAGAAAGAACAAAUGAAUGAAGAAUUGAGACGAGAGGCAGAGACUAUGAGAGAAAGAGAAGGAGAAGAGUUUGAUAAUACCUGUUGUCCUGAGAAACGGAAGAAACUCUGGGACCUGCUAGAGAAACCUAACUCAUCAGUGGCUGCAAAGAUUUUGGCCAUUGUAUCCAUUCUAUUCAUCGUACUAUCCACCAUUGCCCUGUCUCUCAACACCCUACCUGAACUUCAAGAAAUGGACGAAUUUGGUCAGCCUAAUGACAACCCACAGUUAGCACAUGUUGAGGCUGUCUGCAUAGCCUGGUUUACAAUGGAGUACCUUUUGCGCUUCCUGUCCUCACCAAAUAAAUGGAAGUUCUUUAAAGGCCCAUUAAACGUCAUUGAUUUACUGGCCAUUUUGCCAUAUUAUGUCACCAUUUUCCUCACCGAGUCCAACAAGAGUGUGCUUCAGUUCCAGAACGUGAGGCGGGUGGUGCAGAUCUUCCGUAUCAUGAGGAUACUCCGGAUCCUGAAACUUGCCAGACAUUCAACGGGCCUCCAGUCGUUAGGAUUUACUCUGAGACGGAGUUACAAUGAAUUGGGCUUGUUAAUACUCUUUUUAGCAAUGGGGAUAAUGAUAUUUUCCAGUCUUGUGUUUUUUGCAGAGAAGGAUGAAGACGCUACCAAGUUCACCAGUAUCCCCGCCUCAUUUUGGUGGGCCACCAUCACCAUGACUACUGUAGGAUAUGGUGACAUCUACCCUAAAACUUUAUUGGGAAAAAUUGUGGGAGGCCUCUGCUGUAUAGCUGGGGUGCUAGUGAUUGCCCUUCCCAUUCCAAUCAUUGUGAACAAUUUCUCUGAGUUUUACAAGGAACAAAAACGUCAGGAAAAGGCAAUUAAAAGGCGGGAAGCCCUGGAACGAGCUAAAAGAAAUGGAAGUAUUGUUUCCAUGAACCUAAAAGAUGCCUUUGCUCGGAGUAUGGAACUUAUUGAUGUGGCUGUGGAAAAAGCAGGAGAUUCUGCCAAUACUAAGGAUUCCACGGAUGAUAACCACCUAUCUCCAAGCCGAUGGAAAUGGGCCAGGAAAGCAUUGUCUGAGACCAGCUCCAACAAAUCCUAUGAGAAUAAGUAUCAGGAAGUGAGUCAGAAAGAUUCCCACGAACAACUCAACAAUAGUUCUUCAAGCCCUCAGCACUUAAGCGCUCACAAACUAGAGAUGCUUUACAAUGAAAUUACUAAGACGACCCAGCCCCACUCACACCUGAACGCCUCUGACUACCAAGAGCAGGCUGAAAAACCACCCGUGUAUAAAGAGGAGAUUGAGAUGGAGGAAGUGUCCUGCCCUCAGGAGCAGCUGGCUGUGGCCCAGACAGAGGUCAUCAUGGACAUGAGGAGCACCUCUAGUAUUGACAGCUUCACCAGCUGUGCUACUGACUUCACAGAAACCGAAAGAUCCCCCCUCCCACCCUAUGCCAGCACUCACUUACAAAUGAGAUUCCCCCCUGAUCCCACGGGGGCAGAAGAGCACCAAAGAGCCAAGGGACUCCCAUUUUUAACCCUCACCAGGGAGAAAAGUUCUGCCCCUAGAGAUGCUACAUUUGAAUAUACUCCAAUUGACACCACUGGGAGCCCAGACUCAGUAGUACCCCAGUCUGUUCUGCAUGGUCCUCUUCAGUUUGACAGUGCAACAGAGAGUCCAAAAAGUUCUCUAAAAGGCAGCAAUCCCCUAAAGUCCAGGUCCCUGAAAGUGAACUUCAAGGAGAGCAGAGGCAGUGCCCCCCAGACCCCACCUAGCACUGCCAGGCCCCUGCCGGUCACCACCAUGGCAGACUUUACUCUACCCACACCCCAACAUAUCAGCACCAUUCUCUUAGAGGAGAAUUCCCCCCAGGGUGAGAGACCCUUACUAGGCACUGAGGUCUCAGGGCUCUGUCAGGGACCUGCAAAGGGUACAUCCCCUCUGUUUCCCAAACAAAAACUAUUUCCUUUCUCUUCAAGAGAGAGGAGGAGCUUCACUGAAAUAGACACUGGAGAAGAUGAAGACUUCUUAGAGCUCCAUGGAGCCUCUAAAGACAGGCGGCCAGACCCCAGCUCAAAUUGCUGUGGGGAUAAGCAUAGUGAUGGAAGAGACCCUUUAAGAGAAGAGACCAGUGCUCUCUCUUCCUCCCCACAAAACACAAGUCACAAUUGUAUGCAAGACAUUUAUCAAGCUGUGGGAGAAGUAAAAAAAGACAAUAAUCAAGAAGGGUACAAGAUGGAAAACCAUUUGUUUGCCCCAGAGAUUCACUCAAAUCCUGGGGAAACAGGUUAUUGUCCCACACGUGAAACCAGCAUGUGACUAGUUUAAAAAGCAAUAAAAACUUGUUUCUUAAAAACUACAAUUAGUAAAGCCUAUGAACUAAAAAUGGGAAGCCUCCCCCGUCUUUCCCCUCUCCCACUAAAACAAGUGCAUAAGAUGUUAUUUUUGCAUGGCAUGAACAGUUUAGUUUAAAUACUGUUUAAAUAAAGAGUCGAGGCUGCUUUUUGUAACAAACAACCUAACACAAAUGACUUCAAAACAGUGGAUAAAAUAAAGAGAGCUCUAUCAGGAAUUGGCAUUCUGCAACGUCUGACAUUUUUGAUCCUUUCACUUAAUUAGACAAAUUUUAAACUUUUAAUUAUUUUUUGGAUUCCAAUGAAUUUUAGAAUUUGCACAUGAAAGGAUGAAAUGUCAAUGCAUGCAUUCAUAACAAUGUGAAAAAAAAAGGUGCUUCGAGCUUGCAAAAUGCAUCUAUUUGUAAAUAAUGGAUCUGGGGGAGCCAAAAAUCUCAAGAAUAUACGGAAUUAAAUUUCCAGGGACACAAGUACUUCCUUCAUAGCCUGAUGCCAGGAGGAGCUGUACAGACUUAUGUUGCAAGAUUGCAACCUCUAUUUAAAGUAUUUCAUGUACCUUGCUUUCUAUUAUAAGGCUCAUUAAGUCUAUUAGUUUAUUUAAGGGAAGACAGUAUUUUUAGUUCUCUGUGCUAUGUCAUAGGGUGCAUUUUUUUAUUUGCCUUUGUUUAAUUGUGGCAUUUGUGGUUUAAACUAUAACUCAUGAGAAUAGGCAAGAUUUAAUGACCAGAAAAUAAAUUAUUUGAAAUUUUAUAUUAAAAUAUGGCAAUACCUAGUCAUCAUGGCAUUCUCUAUAAUGGAAAAUACCCAAUUAGAGCUAGAAGAGAACUCAGGAGUCAUAGUCUCCCUCCCCUUGUUUUACAGAUGAAGAAUUGGAGGUCCAGGAGGUACAAUGACUUGCACAAAUUCAAAAAGAUAAUAAGCAUCAAAAAUCAAAUUAGAACUCAGGUCCUCUGACUCCAGAGCCUCCUGCCAUAAUACCAUGAGAAACCAGAACAUAAUUGAAGUUUAGAGCAUUUUACCCUUAAUGAAAUAUUUUCCACACAAUGACUUUCUGAGGUAAGUGAUCUAAGUAUUAUGAGUGAGUCCUUGUUACAGAUAAGAAAGCUGAUACCCACUGAAGUUAACUGUUUAAUCCAAAGACUCAUGGUCUAUGAAUGGUAGAACCAGUACUCAGCCUAACCCACCCACCAAUUUCUAGGCUCCCAGUCCAGUGCUUUAUAACAUACUGCCCAAAAUUCUACUUAACAAUAAUUUUUUAAUGGUCGUUUUGAUCCAAUCUUAUUAAAAUAUGAAAACUUGUUUAUCUUAGAAGCUACUACAUUUUCCUCAGAUUCAACAUGGGCUGUCUCCCUCUCCUUCUGCUGACAUUCCAAUAGACACAUGAACACUUCUUCUUCCCUAAAGAGAGUCUUCAUUUAAUCUUUGGAUGAGUGAAGAGGAAAUAGUCACUAAAGAUGCCUACCAUAUUGCCAAUGGAAUAUUUUGAGGUGCUGAAAAAUAGCACUAUCCUAAAAAAUAAGAAAUCUCAUUUCUCUUUUAUACUAUGCCAUUAGCUUGUUUCAGAAAAGUCACCAAAACUCUCUGCCCUUCAGUUUUCUCAUCUGUAAGAAUGUGGCUUAAAUGAUUUCCUGUGUGCCUUCUUUUAGCUCUAAAUUUCUAUAUUGCAGUAGUUUUUCAGAAAUCUCUGAAAUCUACUUGACUGUAAUUAAAGAUAGGUGAAUGUCUGGUGAGAGAAACACAGUUCAGAAUACACUGGACCAAAAUACAAGCACAAAAUAUUUUUUAUAAGAAACUACAUCAUAAAUUUUAUUACCAAGUCACUUUCUUUUAAUGAUGAAUCUAACUUAAAACUUUUACAAAAUAUGAUUUCUUUUUGAAUAGAAUCUGGUCAUUAUCUCUCAAUUUUGAAUGCAAUUUGAAGGAAGGGUUCUUAAUUGAAAUACAGGUAGCCCUACUAUUGAAUAUAAUUUUGCCUAUUUAUUUUCCACUGUGCUUACAACUUACAAUAAUUUUCACAUUUAAUUGUUCUGAAACAUAGCUCUUAUAUGUUAUGAUCAUUAAUCACAUAUGUUUAUUUAAAUUGUUUCUUAGUUGAUAUUUUCAAUGACUAAGACUAAAUGAGAAUCAGUUUUUAUAUGCUUAAAGUGUUGGUCUGUAUUUUCUAUAAACAGUUUUCCAAAAUCAAACCUAAAGGUAUUUUCCAGAAUACUGGCCUUUAGGUUAAAUAUAAACAAGACCCAAUCACCACUUUACAAUGUGUCUACAUGAAAUGAGGUGGUGUUGGGGUUUUUUUCUGAAUGUUCUGUAAUAAUGGGUCUUUAAAAAUAACAAAGGUAAACAACUUUGUGUCUUUUAUCUACAUGAUACAUGAUGAAACAAAGAGUGCAGACAGUUUUCUGGGGUGAAUUUGUCUUACUGCCCAAAACAAUUCAACAAUGAUGUAUCUGUUAGUCCUACCCCAGGUUCUGCCCAAAGACCCUAACUCUACAACCCAUGAUAUUGAAAGCUUCCUCUCAGAAAAGUGACCCCUUCAGCCCUUUGCUUUAAAAACUGUUUUAUGGUUGAGAAUUUUAAGAAUUCUGCUACUCUUCCUCCAAUUUUCCCUAAUUUUUUAUUGUCAAAAUCUUUAGUAGAAAAGAAAAACAUUUUAUUCCUCAGACAAAUAAUCUCACAAAGAAAUAUAUCUUGAAUCUGAAGGCUUCCAAGAUAGUCUGGAUAGUAUACUGAAAGCUACCUGGAGAUUAUUGAUGCUAGGGAAUAUUCCUUACUGUUAGCUACAACCUAAUUCCUGUUGAUACUUGUCACUGAGCAAAGAAUGUGUGGAUCUCAAAAGAAAUAGUCUAUGACAUGGAUGAUCUGUUCAUUCUGUUAAAUCUAGCAACUAGUAUGGAUUGUCACAAGGUUUGCUUGGCCAUAUAAAUUCAUUUUAAAAUAAAAAUAAAGCUAUUAGUUCAGCCAUGUCAUUGCCUAAUUUGCUCAGAAUAGCUUCAUUUAAACUGCUUACCAGAACAUUGGUAGUUCAUGAGCAAAGAAGAAAUCGAAGUGUAUAUCUAGUGUCUCAUAAGGAGGAGUGAGUGCCUGCCAUAAGCACUAAAAGUUAGGACUAGAAAAGUCUUCUUUAAAUGGUAAGAAAAAAAAACUACAUUGGACCAUGAAGAUAUUAACACCCAUUAAUGGGUGCUAUCCCACGUGUACAGACUUAGAGGAGCAAAUUAUCAGAGAAAACAAUAAUGAUUUGAAAGCUUAAGUAUAUCCUCUCAAACUACCAAAAAUUCCUAAGGAGGUUUCAAGAGAUUAUUUUGUAAUUACCUAGUUUAUUAAAAGUAGUAUUUGGCCAGUUAACUACAUUCAUUUAUUUGAAAAAUUAUUAUGGACAAUGAAUUGUGGUCAUUUCAAUUGUUAUCAAUUGAAUUACAUUGAUAUUUAUGAAAACAUAAAAUUUUGAAAUUAAAUCAUUAUAUUAUUAUUGCAUUUAGGAAAAAUAUAACUUUGUAUCCUGUAGCAGUUUCUUCUUCUAAGACCUUGGACAUGAAAUACAUUAAGCAAGAGAUCAUAGUAAACUAAUUGUUUCAUUGAAACAAAAAGUAAAAUGUACUUGCAAAUACCUUUAAGCUGUGUUCAAAAUAGUAAGGAAAAUAUCUUCCCUUAAGAGCAGAUUGAAGAGGAUUAUGGAUUGUUUAAUAUAGUUUUAUUCUAAUAACGUAAAAUCAAUAAAUGCCUAUCAAAAUAAUGUAAUGAAUAAAUGAAAUUCUGAUUUUUAAAUAACUAUUUUCCUAGGAAAUAAAUGGUGAAAUUGAUUGGUUGCUAUGAAUUUCACCAUGUUGUCUUUAUGAAAUCCAAACUGUGAUUUCAUAAAAUUUAUUUUAAAGAACAUAUAAAUAACUAUUUUAACCCAAUAAGGGAUUAGAUUGCUUUUCCUCUAAAUUAAUUUUAAAAUAAUUGGUUUCAUUUCUAUUUAUCUAGAGAAGUUGCCAAAUUAGCACAGGAAUUAAGAAAAUCUCUAUGAAGAUUUAUAUUUUUAAUUAACAAUUUUGCUAAUAAUAUUAAAAGCAAAGGAUUUUUAAUGAUUUUCUUACUUAAUAGCCACAUGUUAAAAGCAAAAUAUUGCUAUUUUUUUUAUUUUGGAAGUAUUUUUUUUGUUUUCUGGUUUUUGGUUCAAUCUUUAAAUUCAUGUGGUUUAAAUUUUGGUUAAGAUUCUAAAAUCAACCUUCAUUCCUUUCUGCCUGCUUACCUGUCCAUUUUCCUUCUUUUCUUCUUUACUUCCUUCUCAUUUUCCUUUCCUCCUUCCUUCAUUUCUACCUUCUUUUCUCCUGAAACAAGUCCUAUGAAACUUGAAUGAAAAUGGAAAUUUGAAAAGAAGGCACAUUACCAAUAAAAAGGGGGGAGAGUUCUAAAUCCCAAAAUCUUAGAGUACUUCCUAAAUUGUUGAAUUCCAACUUAAGGAAUAUUACCAUUUAUUGACUGAUUUCAAUUUAUGCUACUUGCCUGACAUAAUUGAAUAAAUAUUUAUUUUUCUAUUAUUGCCA